AUGAAAAACAAGAUCGAAACUUCGGGCCUGAACACCUGCCUAACCAUCCAGAAAAUCGAGAUCGCCCACCGCGGUGAAUUUACGUGCCGCGUGCGCAACCGCUGCGGCGAGGACAAAUACGCCAUCGGAAUUCAGGUGACCGAUCGCCCGGAGCCGCCAGGAAAGCCGACCGUCCAAGACCAAAAUGUCGACUCCGUCAAGCUGCUCUGGGCGGUGCCGAAACAGGACGGUGGAUCGGCCAUCAGGAAUUAUAUUGUCGAAAUGAAGACUGAAAACGACAAAACCUGGGCGAAGGCCGAGGUGACGAAACAGCCAUUCACCACGCUUUUCCACUUGGUCGCCGGAGAAACCUACCGCUUCCGCGUCCGCGCCGACAACGUCUUCGGGCAGUCCGACCCUUCGGAAGAGACCGAUCCGGUUACGGUACAAUCUGUCACCAGACAGGUCGUUACCCCACCGCCAAAGGAGAGGAAGGAGGAACAGCCCGAAGCCGUUGACUACGAAAAGCUGGACACUACAGUAGGCGAGGCCGAAUUGAACAAGACCGUCGACCUCAACCGCAUCCCGAACGACUUGCAGGCAAAGUACAUCAUCUGCGAGGAGCUCGGCCGUGGGGCCUACGGUACCGUAUACCGUGCCAUCGAACGAGCCACCGGCAAGACGUGGGCCGCCAAAAUGGUCCAGGUUCGCCCGGGAGUGAAGAAAGAGAACGUGCUGCACGAGAUGGACAUGAUGAACCAGUUGCACCAUGAAAAGCUGCUGCAUCUGCAUGAGGCAUUUGAUCUCGGAAAUGAGAUGUGCCUCAUCGAGGAAUUUGUCUCGGGCGGAGAGCUCUUCGACAAGAUCAUGGAGGACGACUCGCUCAUGUCCGAGCCCGAGGUUCGCGACUACAUGCACCAGAUCCUGCUCGGACUGCAGCAUAUGCACCAGAAGAACAUCGUCCACCUCGACCUGAAGCCUGAGAAUAUUCUGCUCAAGGCGAAGGGCAGCACCGACAUCAAGAUCAUCGACUUUGGGCUUGCGCGGAAGCUGGACCCGAAGCGCGGCGUGAAGCUGCUCUUCGGCACGCCAGAAUUCUGCGCGCCCGAGGUGGUCAACUACCAGCCCGUCGGCCUCGCCACGGACAUGUGGACCGUCGGAGUGAUCUCCUACGUUUUGCUCUCCGGCCUCUCUCCAUUCCUCGGCGACUCCGACGAGGAAACGCUGGCGAAUGUCUCGGCAGCCGAUUGGGACUUUGACGACCCGUCAUGGGAAGAUGUUUCUGAUUUGGCCAAAGAUUUCAUCUGCCGUCUAAUGGCCAAGGAUAAGAGGAAGCGCAUGAGCGUCCAGGAGGCCCUGCAGCACCCGUGGAUCGUGAAAUCCGCCCCGAAAUACCGCGGCAAGGUCCCGCUCCGCCAGAAGCGCGACUUCAUGGCGCGCAAGCGCUGGUCGGACGACCUGCUGCCGAUUGGACGCCUCGCCAAGCGGGGAGCCAUCUUCAGGAGACUGUCGAUGGACGGAGUAUUCGAGCGGAAUAUUUCUUUCGACACCGACUGCGCACCAAUCAUCCGAAAACGUCUCGAGGACAUUUUCGCAAAUGUUGGUGACCUGAUCGCGACGCUGUCGUGCGACGUCGAAGGAAUGCCGGCGCCAAGGAUCCGCUGGUUCAAGGCCAAGCUCGUCAUCGAAGCCCCGAAGAAGAAGGUGAAGAAGGCCGACACCGAGCCGACCGAUCAGUCGAAGAAGCUGAAGAAGGAGAGAACAAAGACCGAGAUCCCCGAAGAACCCCCACUCAUGGACCAGCCGCCGUUCUUCAGGCACCGCCUGUCCGACCAGACCGUCAAGUGGGGCGAGACGUACACACUCUGCGUCACCAACACCACCCUGCCCGAGCCGACCGUCAGUCAGUGUAAAUUGACUGUUGUCGUCCCCGAUGACAUGGCCGCUCCGAACUUCAUCCACGGCUUGUACGACAUCCGCUGUGAUGAGCAGGAGAGGCUCAGGCUGGAGGUUAAGGUGGAAGCCCGCCCGAAACCGGAGAUCACCUGGUUCCACAACGACCAGGAAAUCCUGCACUCGGACCGCUACCGCCUCGAAUUCGACGACGAGCUGCACAAAUAUUCGCUUACGCUAGUAAACGCGUACGCCGAGGACUCGGGCGAGUACAGGGUCGUCGCCCGGAACCCGCUCGGCUCCGAGACGAGCACGUGCACCGUCACCAUCAAGGAGCCCGAGAAGCUCCGUCAAGCGUCGACCGCGAGGAAGAGCGCGCUCCCGUCAUCACCCGCCCCCCUGACCGACACCACCGUAUAUGAGGGAAAUCGCGAACUGCUCGAACUUGAAGUCUCGGGCGUGCCGGCCCCCUCCGUCGAGUGGUACCGUAAUGGGAAGCUCGUGUCGGAGAGUCGCCUGCUACGCACGUACUUUGACGGAAGAGUGGCGUUCCUGAAAAUAUACGAAGCGAACGAGGAGCAUGCUGGCGAAUAUGUAUGCCGGGUGGCGAAUCGAGCCGGAACUGUCGAGAGUCGAGCCGUGCUUACGGUCGCGAAACAGGUGACAGAAGAUGACCACGUGAAGGACAUGCCGAAAUUCGUGAAGAAGCUCGAGGAUGUGGAAGUAGCCAAGGAGGGCGAUGGAGUCACACUCACUUGCCAGGCCAAGGGCGAGCCGGCCGUGGAGAUCGUUUGGCUGCACAAUGGGCGGGCGAUCCAUGGCAACGAAAAUGUACGCACGCGUACCUUCGACGACAGCACGGCCACGCUGGAGAUCGUCUCCUGCGGCCCCGACGACUGCGGCGUGUACACAGCUGUGGCGACGAACCCGCUUGGUGAUGCGCAUACCUCGGCUCAGGUAUCACUGGCCGAGCGCAAGGAAAAAGCCAAAGCCAUCCUGCCCGCGUUCAUCGUCGAGCCCAAGAAGAAGAUGGUCGUGGAAGAGGGACAAGUGCUGAACAUUCUUUGCGACAUUAAUGGCACCCCCACGCCGGAUAUCACUUGGCUAAAGGACGGCCAACCCCUACGUACGGACAAGCGGAUCCUGGCCCUGAGCGAGGGGCUGAGCCAUCAGCUGAUCAUCUCCAACGCGCAGCUCGAAGACGCUGGCAGCUACCGUAUCCUCGCGGAAAAUGAAAGAGGCAAAAUUCAGCACGACACUGAGGUUCAGGUGACCCGGAAAGCGGAGGAAAAGCAGGAGAAGCCGAAGGCAAAGGUUGAAGAAAAGGAUGAGGAAAAGAAGAAGGGAGCCCCGGGUCUGGUGGAGGAUCUCGUGCUCAACGGCACCACCACACAAUCCGUGUCCCUCGGGUGGAGCGAGCCGAAGGAAAAUGGAGGAUCACAGAUCGCCGACUACGAAGUACAACUCCGGAAACCGGAUCGCCGCAGCUGGACGGACGCGGCGCGUACGAUCGACUGCGAGGCAAAAAUCCGGAAUUUGGAGCCAAACACCGAGUACUUCUUCCGCGUACGCGCACGCAACGCGCGAGAACACGGCGCGUGGGCCCAGAUGAAGAUGACCGUGAAGACCGACACGACGGCUGAGAAGCCGACGAUCCGGAAGGCGCCUUCGGCCCAGGUUUCCGCUGCUGAGGGCGACAAGAUCGAGCUGGUCGUCGAGUACUCGGGAGAACCCGCGCCGAAGGUCAAAUGGUACCGUACCGGUCACCAGAUGAUCGACGGUCUGCGUGUGCGGCUUCAAAACGAGCCGGAAGCCGGGGUGGCGCGUCUGAUAAUCCAUGACGCCAUCAAAUCCGAAGACGCCGGGACCUACGCUUGUCAUAUCGAAAACGAGGCCGGCCACGUCAGCUGUGAAGUCGCCAUCUCGAUUUCCGGAAAAGCUGAGGGGGGUAAGGAUGAAGUCAAGCCGAAGAAGACCAAGAAGAGCAAGGAGGCGGCUGAGGAAAAGGAGGACUCACAGCCAACAGAGAGCCCGCUGAUGACGCGAAAAACUCGGGAGGGCCCGCCAAUUGUCGGCAAGGAGCUGAACAACGAGACGGUGACGGCCGGCCAGACGUUCAGCUUGGCGUGCAAGAUCGCCGCCCAGCCCCAGGGAGAUGUUUCGUGGUUUAAAGACAACGAACGCCUCCCGGCGGCCGGUCGCUACGAGAAGAUCUCCGCCGGCGGUCUGCAUCGUCUGAUCUGCCACUCGGCCCAGGCCACCGACGCCGGUGUCUAUAGAUGCGUCGUGGAGAAUGAGGUCGGUGUCGCCGUGUCGGAGUGUCGUGUAGACGUUCACGACGCCGAGGAGCAGCACGCGCCCCGAUUUGAAUCCGGAUUGGUCGACAAGACUGCCCUAUCCGGCCAUGAAAUCACCCUGAAAUGCCGAAUUUCCGGGCACCCCGAGCCAACGGUACUCUGGAUGAAGGAUGGAAUUCGUAUCAAUACAUCCAGACGCCAGCGCCUGCAAUUCGGGGAGAACGGCGUGUGCACGCUGACCAUUGCCGACAUGUCGGACGAGGACACGGGCGUGUACCUGUGCACCGCCUCCAACAAGUUCGGCGUCGAGUCGAGCCAGUGUCUGGUGUUUGUUGCUGAACCGACCGGGCCUGAUGCUCAUCUCGUGCUGGCUGAUGUUCUGAGCGAUAAGCGCGUGCCGCCGAAAUUCAUCCGGGCCCCGGCCUCGCUAAUCGAUGCUGCGGAGGGGUCGACGGUUAUGCUCGUUGCCAAGGCAAUCGGCGAGCCCCAGCCGCGUAUCACGUGGAAAAAGGAUGGAAAAGACAUUUCGCGCACUAACAGAAUGUACCAACACUACAUCACCGGCGAAUUCGAGGCCCAUCUGCAAAUCGAUUUCGUCGUCCAGAAGACGUCCGGCAUUUUCCAGUGCAUUGCCGAGAAUUCGGAGGGACAGACUGUUGUCGAGACCCAGGUGAUCGUGCAGCGCGGCACGGCGAAAAUCAUCGAAAACUGCGCGCCCGUGUUUUUGACGCCGAUGCGGGAUAUGGGCGUCGUUUCCGGCCACCCGUGCACCCUCAACUGCAAAGUCAAAGGUGUCCCCGAGCCGGAGAUCAAGUGGUACUUCCAAGACGACAACAUGCGACGUAUCUGCCUCAACCACGUCCCCACGGGCUGGAUCGAGUGCUCGGGCGGUGACCAGGCGGAGCUGAAAUGCGAACGCGUAUACCGUAACCAGCAGGGCACGUAUCAAUGCGUAGCGUCCAAUCGCUACGGAGAAUCGUCAACACAAUGCUAUUUGUUGGUCGGAGAGCUACACGAUAGACCGGCUGGGCCACCGCGUUUCAUCAAAUGUCUAAGGGAUGUCUGGACACCGCUUGGACAAGAGAUUGUUUUUGAAGUGGAAACGGCUGGAUUCCCGCUGCCGGAAUUGAGAUGGCUACACAACGACAACCUGGUACGCGAGGGCCGCGACGUGCAGAUCAAGUACGUCAGCGACAACAAGUGCGAGCUGCGCAUCAAGAAGGUAUCCCUUCUGGAUCUCGGCGUCUACAGUGUCGAGGCAUCGAACGCUCACGGCCUGUUGCGCACCAAUGCGUCACUCAACGUCGGAAAACCCCGACACGCCAUCCCCCCAGAAUUCCGUGAAUAUCUACCGUCUGUCGAAGAAGAAGUAUCUGUUAUGCCCCGAGUGGCAUUUGAUGAUGAGGAUCAACCGAAACAGCAUAGAAGCGCCUCACAGGUGCGCCAAGAGCUGCGUAAAAAGGGCGCCGCCCCAGUGUUCGUACACGGCCUCGAGGAUAUGGAACUGAAGGCCGGGGCCUCGGCUGCUGUGGCUGGCCAGUUGACGAGAAAAACUCGCCAACGCAUAGCUGGGCACCGUUCUGCGGCCAAGGGGUUGGCCGAGUCAAUCAUGGCGACAGCCCUGUUGAGCCCGACCACCUCGCAGCCGUUUGAACUCCCCGAAGACGCCGAGAACCAGGAGGAACAACAGGAGAAGAUGGAGGCGGCUGAUGAGAAGAAGAAACAGCUCGAAAGGCAGUCCUCCAGCAAGGACGAGACCGACAACUCGGCCCCGUCCAGCUUGGAUGAUAUCCGGCAAGCCGUGCAACAUCGAAACCGGAAGCCGUGUCGGCCAAAGUUCCUGGUCAAGCCAAAAGCCAAGAAGGAGCUGGAGGAGGGCCGAAGCCUACGGCUAAAAUGCGCCAUCUCGGCCAACCCGCUGCCUACCGUGUACUGGGACCGGGCAGGAGUGGUGCUGGAAACCGGAAACAAAUUCUCAAUCUACAAUGAUGGAGACUUCUACUAUCUGGAGGUGCACCACGUCUCCGUGCACGACCAAGGAUUUUACAACUGUACCGCCACUAACACUGAAGGAAUUGCCACCAGCUCUUCUGAGGUUGAGGUGGUCCGCGCGGAAGCGCCGAAGCGCCGUACGCGCAAGGAGCCGAAAGCACCUCAAUUUAUCGAAGUACUCCCCGGCGUUCUUCGUGGAACAGCCGGAGAGCAGACUACGGUAGAAUGCUCCGUGUCCGGUUUCCCGAGCCCGUCAAUUGUAUGGAUGCGGAAUGGCCAGGCCCUGGUACCAUCCGAUCGAUAUUUGAUGAGCUAUGAUGGAGAGUGUGCCACGCUGAAGUUUGCGCACGUGACGCUGGCCGACGAGGGCAGCUACGCGUGCGUGGCCACCAACCAGAAUGGCGACGCGAAGACGCAGAUGAAGUUUGAGGUGGCCCCUGGGGUUCACAAGACCGGAGACGGCCAAGCGCCACUAUUCCGCGCAGAGCGCCUGAAGGACCGCAUCCGGGUCCGAGACGGCCAGUCGUGUAGUUUGGAGGCCGAGAUCAUCGAGGGCUCCGAGCCGUUGACGAUUAAGUGGCUGAGGGACGGCGUGCAGAUUGAAGAUUCCGCCGCAUUCCGAUACUCACAAAGCGGAAAGAUCUGCCGAUUGGCCGUGGCAGACGCAUUCCCAGAAGAUGCCGGACAGUACAGCUGCGAGGCCAGAAAUCAAUGGGGAGUGGCCAGAUGCCAGAUGAGGAUGGAGGUCUACUCCGACGAGAAGCCGGCCGGCGAGCAGGCCCCGAAAAUCUUGGAUGCCCCAGCCAGCCUCAGCGCUGACCUCGGAAUGCCGCUGGUGAUCAAGGCAAAGAUCGUCGGCCACCCCGAUCCGGUCGUCGAAUGGCACAAGGGCACGGAGAAGAUCAUCAACAGCGACAAGUGCAAGAUGACUUCCGAUGGCGAGUCGAUGAUUCUGACCGUUUCUGAUACGAAUCGACGCGACGCUGGAAAAUACCGAAUCACCGCCUCGAACCAUGCCGGUCAAACGACGCACACCGUCGACGUGACAGUACGCGAGCCAACACCGUACGUUUUUAAUAUUUUU
Molecule: messenger RNA, 7245 nt
Organism: Mesorhabditis spiculigera
Lineage: Eukaryota; Metazoa; Nematoda; Chromadorea; Rhabditida; Rhabditidae
Source: the annotation of a GenBank genome assembly